Messenger RNA from Prunus dulcis (almond), 1026 nucleotides. RefSeq lists its product as uncharacterized. The record is from RefSeq and is a predicted model, not a curated record. The transcript is spliced from 3 exons. NCBI's taxonomy places the organism in Eukaryota, Viridiplantae, Streptophyta, Magnoliopsida, Rosales, Rosaceae. Bases 1 to 1026 code for a protein of 341 amino acids.
AUGUCAGUUCCUAACUUCAUGUCAUUGGUGAGGAAACAUUACAGUAUAGAUGUUACUAGGGACCAAUGCUACAAGGCAAAGAAUUUGGCAAAUGAGAGGAUUCAAGGAAGCAUUGAAGAACAAUAUGCAAAGCUGUGGGAUUAUUGUGAGGAGCUUAAGAGGCAAAACCCAGGGAGCAAUGUUUUAGUGAAGACAUUAUUGCGGGGAGAUGAUUCAAUUUUUCUGAGGCUUUAUAUAUGUUUUGCUCAACUGAGGAAGGAGUUUAUUGAAGGAUGCAGAACCAUGGUUGGUUUUGAUGGGGCUUUCAUCAAAGGACAACAUCCAGGACAACUUUUAAGUGCUGUUGGGAUUGAUGCUAACAAUGGCAUGUUCCCAAUAACUUUUGCUGUUAUGGAGACAGAAAGACUGGGGCAAGCAAUUAAGGCUUUAAAGCCAGAUGUUGAACAUAGGCAUUGUGUAAGGCAUCUGCACAAUAAUUUCAAAGUUGCUAGGCAUGGUAGUUUGGCACUUAAACAGAGGCUAUGGGCUGCUGCUAGAAGUACAACACUUCCUUGGUGGGCAGCUGAGAUGGACAAUAUUAUGGAAAUAUCUGCACCAGUCAUGCAUGGCUUAAAGAUAGGCCAACAAUUCAUUGGAGCAGGCUUGGUAAGAGAUGUGCUCAAUCUCCACAAUCGCUAUGAAGCUCUCAAGCCCUCCUUCAAAGCCUCCGAGUUCUGCAAGGCUACUCAUGAAACCAACUUGGCUGAUUAUGCAAAACAUAAAGCAGAACUAGACCAAAUGGUUGCAGGCUAUAAAGAAGCCAAGGCCACUGCCGAUAAGCUGGAGAAGCAAAUUGAAGAAGUCCAAAAACAGCUGGCAGAGGUGCAGAACAAGCUUGGGGCUAGACUGAGUUCUAAGACCAAAACAACUUUCCUUGUGCAGAAUAUGGUCUCAGCUUCCAGGCUAGCAUACAGAUUACUGGAUCGAGAUAGAGAAAUCCAUGCAGCACCAAUCAAUGGCAUAUGUGUGUUCCAAGGAUUUGCUUAA